Procambarus clarkii (red swamp crayfish) is the source of this 4284-nucleotide messenger RNA. It is a transcript of the gene Ube3a, whose product is annotated as ubiquitin protein ligase E3A. Gene Ontology annotation, molecular function: ubiquitin protein ligase activity. The record is from RefSeq and is a predicted model, not a curated record. Gene Ontology annotation, biological process: protein polyubiquitination; ubiquitin-dependent protein catabolic process. NCBI's taxonomy places the organism in Eukaryota, Metazoa, Arthropoda, Malacostraca, Decapoda, Cambaridae.
CAUCACACUCUCUUUAUCAUAACUCCUCUGCCUCUAACCUCUAUCUUCCUCGCACCUACACCAUUAUUAUUCAUGCGUCGUAAUACUCGCUUCGUCAAGAACCAUUGCUCCAGUUCACUCCGGGUGAACUAUUAUCGCGCACUUUUAAUACUUUCAAACUAAUGGCACGAUUUUAGACCCGUAAUGGCCCUUUAAAUGACCCACUCAAAUUUUAAUUAAAAGAGGUGAUUUUUCCCUACGCCAGACUUUAGGAGGCGAGACUGAGUGACUUAAUAAUAAUGCAUUAGCGAAUUUUUCUCUCAUGCACGAAUUUGCUCAGCUGAGUGUAAUAAACAUGGCGACAAUGUUGUGUGGUGGGACUGGUUGGUGAGUCGCUUAUAACGUCGCUAUUUACCUCGCCCGCCGGGAAUUGUGUGCCGGGCCUCGUGUCUCUGCCCACCCCGAGGACGCCACGUGACACAGCAAGUUGAUGAGUUCACCAGAGGACACCCCAGACGCUGCCGGGGCCCACGAGGCUCCCACCAGGGGCGAAAGUUUUAGGAAUGAAGAAGAACAAAGUGGUGGAGAUCACCAGGAAGAGGGUUCGUGGGCGUCGCAGCACCAGGACGGAGACAUGAAACGUGCCGCUGCCCAACUCAUAGAAAAAUAUUACUUCCAACUGACAGAUGGCUGUGGCAACCCCCACUGCGACAACCCAAACUGUGCCUCUUCAGGCAAGGUUGGCCAACUAUCAAGUAAUGAAGCGGCAGGGAAGGCACUCCAACUAUUUGCAGUGCGUGCCAGACUCUGUGAGGUGGUUGGUGCCAAAGUUCCCAGGUCCAGUCAGUCUCUGACAUUAGGUAGUGGUGUUAGCACGGCCUCUGUUCAGGGGCACAGUUCCUUGGAAAACACAGCCACUUGUUCUUUAGUGCGGGAUGUUAAUAUGGCAGGUGCCUCGAACCCCAGCACACCCCUGCCCCCUUUAUCGCCGCAGGUGGACGAGUUGAGUAAAACCCCUGGACUGACGGAGAAGACGCUCUCUCUCACAAUAGCCGAGUGUCGUAGUGCAAAUAAUUAUGCUAAGUUAAGGCGACUUUUAUGGGCAGUAUUUUCUAAUGAAGUUGCUCUCAGACACAGCUAUUUAAGAAGUCCAGAAUCAAGAGAAAGAUCAAGUGAAACAUUAGUAGGAUGCAAAUCUCUAGACAAUUCUGAGGUUCAAAGUAAGGAGGAGUUACGUGCAUCAGAAAGAGAUUUAGACAAAGACCUAGAUUGUGCCGAGGUUUUGUGUGUUGGGGAAGGUGCAAUUAGCAGGUGUGAGGGGGAUGUUAAAGAGCAAGAUGAAAGUCAGUGUACAAAGGAUAUCAAUUCGCCAUCAACUCUAGAUAUCAGUGAAGUACGGAGGGCUUACGCCGCUCUGUUUGAGUGUCCUGAGGCAGAGUUUGGAAGCACUCUCAUGAAUGCUAUUGUACAGCUGCUCUCAGAUUCUCUUAGUAUACAGCUUCGUGCUCAUAGAGAUGCAUUUACUGCCAUACCAAAUAAUAUAAAUAUUUUUAUUAUUCUUUUAGAAAGCCCAGCAUUGAACACUACUGAUUUCAUUGAGAUAGUGAUGCCAAAGAUGUGCCGAACGAUCAGUCAAUUACCCGAAAAAGAUCAAGCCCUCUUAACCAAACACUUGGCAACAUGGGAUGGGUCACGGUUACAUCGGUUGUUAGAGUCUCUCCAUCAGCUAAUUACCAUAAAGCUCCUUACUACUGAAUUCUCUCGAGACUUUACUAUCAAUGAUGAAGACAGCAUUACUUCUGCAACACAAGUCAUGAAGCUUUUAUUUUAUGCCUGCAUAUUUGGAGGUGAAUUAGACACUCCUUUAUUAAAAGACUUACCCCCUGAAGAGUCAUCUGGUGAAUCAGUCACGUUGCACGAUGACCCAUUUAUUGGUGUGAGUGGUGCUGGCAAAGACUGGGCAGCAAGGGCACCACCUAAGGACUCUUUAGGCACAGAACUUGGUGUACACGUCUUGGAUGCCCGAACACCACUUGUGCCCCUUGCAGAAUUCUAUGAUGAUUUUCUUAGUGAUCAGCUGGAAAUGGACAGAGAUUUUGCUUAUUAUAAAGCAGGAAGUGGUGACAAGUUUAGCUUUCUUAACUUCCCCUUCAUUCUCACUGCAGCAACUAAGGCUCUUGGUCUCUACUAUGAUAACAGGAUACGAAUGUAUUCAGAAAGAAGGAUAAGCAUUUAUCAGCAAGUAAUGGAAGGUAUGCCUGCAAAUCCUUAUUUGAAACUCAGAGUACGAAGGGACCACAUAAUUGAUGAUGCGCUUGUAGAGCUGGAGAUGGUGGCAUUAGAGAAUCCUGGUGAUCUCAAAAAGCAGAUGGUGGUAGAAUUUGAGGGGGAGCAAGGAAUUGAUGAAGGUGGUGUCAGUAAGGAGUUCUUCCAGCUCAUUGUGGAGCAGAUAUUCAACCCCGACUAUGCCAUGUUUUGUCUCAAUAACGAAACUCAGACCUUCUGGUUCAACCCAAACUGCUUUGAGAGCGACGCACAGUUCACUCUUGUCGGUAUUGUGCUUGGACUUGCCAUUUACAACAAUGUGAUUCUUGACGUCCACUUCCCACCAGUAAUGUACAAGAAGCUCUGCAGUAAGCCCGGCUCAUUUCAUGAUCUUCAAGACUGGAAUCCUACACUGUAUCGAAGCCUCGUUGAACUUUUGGACUACGAGGGGGAUGAUAUGGAGGAUGUCUUUAUGCAGACUUUUCGUGUUGGUUACCAAGAUGUAUUUGGCACUAGCCUUACACAUGACCUCAAGACAGAUGGAGAUAACAUCCUUGUUAGCCAAAGUAGCAAGCAAGAAUUUGUUGAGCUGUAUGCAGACUUCUUGUUAAACAAAAUGGUUGAAAGACAGUUUCGUGCAUUUCGAAGAGGUUUUAACAUGGUCACUGAUGAUUCACCAUUGGCAAAUCUCUUCAGGCCAGAAGAAUUGGAACUUCUUGUGUGUGGUUCUCAGCACUACGAUUUCUUGGAGCUAAUGAAGUCUGCCGAGUACGACGGUGGUUACACGAGUGAAACCGCUAUCGUUCAAGCAUUCUGGGAGCUGGUGCAUGAUAUGAGUACCGAAGAUAAGAAGCGAUUACUUCAGUUCACCACAGGAUCAGCCAGGGUUCCUGUAGGAGGCCUGGCGAGACUGAAACUGAUAAUAGCCAGACAUGGCCCAGACUGUGACAGGCUACCAACUGCACACACAUGCUUUAAUGUCCUCCUCCUGCCUGAAUAUUCCAGUAAGGAGAAGCUGAAGGAUCGUCUCUAUAAAGCUAUUAAAUACUCUCAGGGCUUUGGGAUGCUCUGAACAGCUGAAAAUGAGCGGGGGGAUAAGAUAUACAAAAUUGAAGAAAGAAUUUGCCAUUUUAAGGUCAACAUUAUUCAAGGUAUAAAUUGCCUUGAUGAAAUUGCAUUGAUCAAAUUUUAGAAAUGGAAUAAUUAUAUAAUGGACAAAAAAAUUGUUGAAUAAAAAGAUUAUAUGAAUUUUGUUAAUAUUUCUUGUGCUUUAAAAUGGUUCCAUUUGUGCUUGUGGCCUUGAAGAAAAUAGGAUGUGAUUAUGUCAGGUCAGUAAUGACUUCAGUUAGGCUGGGUCAGCAUUGUUUCAUAGUUUGUUGGUUCCACAUCUUGCUACAGUUCAAAACCAAUUGUUUUUCCCUAAAUGCAGCUAACUGUAGUAACAUUUUCUUUCAGCCCAAAUGACUGCUUCUUGUUUAAUCUUAUGCUAGUAAUCUCAAGAGGCUUGUGUAUUGCAAGUCCUAAAUUGUGGACAGAUGUAGACAUUUUUAGAGAUACAGUAUUUAAAUUGUGAAAAAUAAUUUAUUGAAGCUUCUUUGCAGUUAACAAUUAUUGACAAAUGCUCACAACUGUCCAUUGGUCCCGUUCUCAUUAAAGUAAGUUCUGCAAGACCAAAUUCUGUAGCCAGCCCCACACUUCAUGAAUUAACACUAGCCGUUUCUUCUUUUUCUCAUCACUAUGCAUGUAUAUAGCCCAAGACUUCACUAGUGAGUUGGCUCAUCAUCCUUCUUCACGUACUGUUAGUGAAUUCUGUGCUGUGCAACAGUUGAAUCAAAUGUUAUCAUGUAUUUUUAGUAUUUUUGUAUAAUUGGUUUAUAAAUUUCAAGAGCCAUCACCUGCUUAUGGUAAAUUACUGAGUAUCAGUGAUGAGAGAUCCACAGAGGCAUAUAUACCAUGCAGCAUUUUGUUUUGCUGUCUAAGGUUUAUACAUUUUGUAUGUGAUAUUUCAUUGAUAAGUGUAAAUAAAGAAUAUUAAAAUUA